GCCGUCCUGGCGUCCGUGGCGGCAGCCAUCCAGCCGGACGGCGACGACCUCGUGUUCGAGGACAGACACCGCACAUGGGCGGUGGACAGCGGCAGCGACCACCGGACGCAGAGGCACCAGCAAGGGCCCAGCAGGCCGGAGCCAGCGCCCCCCGCGCUGCACCAGGACGACGAGGGAGAGGGCGCGGGCGUCCUUGGCUUCCUCGCCAAGCAGCUGCACAGGGUGCGCAGGCAGACCAACUGGUUCUCGGGGUUCUCGUCGCUCCUCGGCGUCGAGCCUGCCACCACCACGACUGAGGCCAGCACGUCGACGGCGGCCUCGACCACCACGGAGGAGGAGCCCAACGAGCUCAGCCUGGUGGACUUGAGGGAGAAGCGCAGCACGCUGGCCGCGGCGGGGGAGGGCGACGAGCUGUCCAACACCAUCGAGGACGCCGUCGGCAGCACGGCGCUGGUCGGGCCGCAGUCGACCGCCGCAGAGUCGGAGGGAGUAUCGACGGCGCUGGAGAGCUCGACGCCCGGCCGCCGGACGGACACCCCCUUCGACGACGAGGACUACGGCCCGUCCGGCGCCUUCAACGAGGGCUCGGCCGACGCGGGACGCGGCAGGGUCAACGGCACCUCGCAUCACACCGAACACGCGCACGGGCCCGGACAGCCGAAGUUCUACCGCAUCACCCUCACCAUCGUGGAGCCCUGGCAGGAGGAGUACGCCGACCGGAAGUCGCCGCAAUUCCGGGAGCUGGCCAACGCCCUGGCCGACGACAUCAACCGCCUGUUCGAGGACGUCCCCGGCAAGCAGUCCGUUAGCAUCAUCAGCAUUCAGCGCGCCGAGGACCACUUCGACAGCAAGGUGACGCUGGACCUGGGCACGGACAACUACGACAAGGACCUGAUCCAGAGGACGCUGUUCACGCAGCUGGAGCGCUAUCAGAAGAUCGGCAGCUACACGGCCAAGACGGACGGCUUCUUGUUCAGGGACUUCGGGGAGUGCGCGCAGGGCGAGUUCAUGUGCGACAUCACGCGGUGCAUCCCCAAGAGCAGCGUCUGCGACGACAAGGUGGACUGCACCGACGCCACGGACGAGCACAACUGCCCGGACGCCGAAGAAUCCACUUGCGAUGAUGACCAAUUUCAAUGUCGUGAUGGUCGAUGUAUUGACGGAUUCCGUCGCUGCAACCAAGUAGUUGACUGUGAGCAUGGAGAUGAUGAGGAUGAAUGCCCUUGUCGACCAAAUGAAUUUCAAUGCAAUGAUGGUACAUGCAUUGAAGGCCACAAAAGAUGUGAUGGUGCAACAGAUUGCCCACAAGAUAAUGCAGAUGAGCGGAACUGCCAAACUCACCCAUGCAAGCAAGAUGAGUUUCUCUGUAAAAAUCGUGUUUGUAUUCCCUUACGUCUAAGGUGUGAUGGAAUGGUUCACUGUCAAGAUCAGAGUGAUGAGGAGUCAUGUCCACCUGCACUUGGAUGCCUGAAAGAUGAGUUCCAGUGCCGUGAUCAUAGUUGCAUUUUGUCCAUUCAUCGCUGUGAUCGUAAAAGUGAUUGUGCUGAUGGGUCAGAUGAGGAAGACUGUGAGGUUUGUGGAUCAGAUCAGUUCAGAUGUUUCGAUGGAAGGUGCUUAAGUUUUUCUCAGCGAUGUAAUGGUAUCCCUGAAUGUGCUGAAGGAGAGGAUGAGAGGAACUGUCCCACGCUUCCUGGCAGUCAGUGUGCAUAUAAUGAGUUUUUGUGUAAAACUGGACAGUGUGUGGAAUUAGCGAGACGCUGUGAUGGCUAUCCAGAUUGUUCCGAUCAGUCUGAUGAGGACGAUUGUGACGAAAUUGUGGCACCCUGUCCGUCUUCAGACUUUUCUUGCAUUGAUGGCUCUUGCAUUCCGCUCUCCAAGAAAUGCGAUGGUUUGCCAGACUGUGCUACUGCGGAAGACGAAAGAAAUUGUACAAGUGGCUACGGACCCAGCACUGGUAUAACAGAGUCACCAAAAUGUCAGCCAUAUGAAUUCCGUUGUGACGAUGGCCGAUGCAUACAAGAGGUGUACCGCUGUGACUCUAUCAAGGAUUGCCUUGAUGGCAGUGAUGAAAAGUCUUGUGUUAUUACAUGUUCUCCCAAUGAAUUUACUUGUGCCAAUGGACAGUGUCUUGAUUACCAAAGACACUGUGAUGGUGCUUUUGAUUGUGCUGACGGCUCUGAUGAGGAUGGCUGUGCCUUGUGUGGUUUUGAUGAGCACCAAUGUGGAGAUGGUACUUGUGUGGACUUCUCCUUGGUUUGCAACGGAAAGGAGGAAUGUACUGACGGUUCAGAUGAAUUAGAUUGUGGUCAAACUUGUGGUGUAAAUGAGUUUACUUGUGGUGACCGUUCGUGCAUUGACAUCAGAAGGAAAUGCGACAGAGUCCCAGACUGCAGGGAUAAUUCUGAUGAGAUUGGCUGUGAUUGCAGACCUGGAGAAUUCCGGUGUGGCUCAGGAGACUGCAUUCCUGAUGUGUAUCGAUGUGAUGGACGACCUCAUUGUCAGGAUAGAAGCGAUGAGGAGGGAUGUGUUGUUCAGCCUCUGUCUACUGCUGCACCUCCACGUAGCUGUCCCUAUGGCCAGUUUGCUUGCCACUCCAACGGCCAAUGUGUUCCUCAGUCAGUUGUGUGUGAUGGUCAAUCAGACUGUAGCGACUCGUCAGAUGAGGCCAACUGUGCUGGGAGGGCUUGUUUUAUUGGCCAAUUCCGUUGUGAGAAUGGCCCCUGCAUCCCUGAACAUCUAAGAUGCAAUGGAAAUUUUGACUGUCCCUUCGACAAAAGUGAUGAAUUUGACUGCCCUGGACGGCCAUCCACCUUUUCAGGACUAAAUCUGAAAACGUAUCCAGAGGAUCAAAUCAUCAAGGAAAUAAAAGUUGGACGUGAAGUAGUAUUCCAAUGUCGUGACGAAGGCCCACAUAGAGCACGUGUUAAGUGGUCUCGGGCUAACAAUCUUCCCUUACCACAAGGAUCACGAGACCUUAAUGGACGUUUGGAAAUGCCAAAUAUUCAGCUGGAACAUUCCGGAAAUUACAUCUGUGAAGCUGUUGGGUAUCCUGAUAACAUUCCUGGUUCUCGGCUCACAGUGACUCUGAGAGUAGAACAAUACAUAAUUCCAACCACACGCCCUCCUCAAGUUUGUGGUAUCAAUGAAGCUACCUGCUCUAGCGGUGACUGUAUUGCUAAAAGUCUCAUCUGUGACGGUAACUUAGAUUGCUCUGAUGGAUCUGAUGAAAUGCGGUGCAAUUCUGAUGGUUGUGAACCAAAUGAAUAUGAGUGCGACAACAAAAAAUGUGUCAUGAAGACAUGGCGUUGCGAUUCUGAUGAUGACUGCGGGGAUGGAUCUGAUGAAAGAAAUUGUGCCACUAAUCCCCCAGGCUCCAAGUGUCACUAUCAUGAAUUUGAGUGUCGUUCUGCCAACCAAUGCAUUCCAAAGUCUUUCCACUGUGAUGGAGAAGUGGAUUGUCAAGAUGGAAGUGAUGAAUCAGGAUGCUUCCCCGUUCAAAUUGCUGAGGGACCAAAGAGAAUGGAAGUUCUUCAAGUGGGAGAGUCAAUGACUCUGACUUGUAGAGCCGUUGGUGUGCCUACACCUGUUGUUGUCUGGCGUCUCAAUUGGGGCCAUGUACCUGCCAAAUGCACCAGUACUAGUGAAAAUGGAGUGGGCACUUUAACUUGCCCCAAUGUUCAAGAAUCUGAUCAAGGAGCAUACAGUUGCGAAGCAUUGAACAUGCGUGGGAGAGAAUUUGCAGUUCCUGAUACAAUUUUGGUGGUAACAUCUCCAAACAAAACCAUUUGUGCCCCUGGUAGUUUCAACAGUGACGCAAGGCACCCUGGAGAGUGCAUAUCUUGCUUUUGCUUCGGAGUUGCCACUAGAUGUAAAAGUGCAGACCUUUUCACCUAUCAGCUCCCUCCACCCAUAGAGAGUACUGAACUAUCAACAAUUCGUGUAGAUCCCUAUUCAAAAACUGUUGAAAUCUUGACUGGCCCAACUUACAACCUCCCAUCUGUAAGGCCUCUUGGAAGAAAUGGUUUCCAGAUUUACUCGUCAACUAUAGAACGUGAUGGAUUCCGCCUAGGAGACAAUGACUACCCGUAUUUUGCCAUGCCAGACAAUUGCCAUGGCAGUCAGUUGAAGACUUAUGGAGGAUAUUUGAAGUACACUGUUAAAUAUGAAGGAAACGGCCGUCCUCUUGAUAUUCCAGAUGUUGUACUCAGUGGUAAUGGAUAUAUCUUGGUUCACAAUGCUCCUGCAUUGUCCCCUGGACAAGAGGUAGAUCGUUCAGUUCGCUUCUUCCAUGGUGAAUGGUUUAGGCGUAUAUCCUCAUCCCGCAAUACCGCAAGUGACCGCGAUGUACUUGCUUCUCGAGAAGAGAUUAUGAUGGCUUUGGCUGAUGUGAAUGACUUGCUCAUCAAGACCCGAUACAUUGAUGGUCCAUUGCUUGAUACCUCUUUGACAAACAUUCAAAUGGACUCAGCUGGUAUCCGUAAUGUAGGACAGGGCAAGGCCUCUUAUGUGGAGGAGUGCCAAUGCCCAGCUGGUUACUCCGGUCUUUCCUGUGAGAUGUGCACUGCUGGCCAUCACCGUCGUGAACAUGGUCCAUGGUUGGGCAUGUGCAUGCCAGAAGAAAGACCAUGCCCUGCAGGUUUCUACAAAAACUCAACCGGAAAUGGUCAAUGUGAGCGUUGUCCAUGCCCACACACCAAUCCAUCCAACCAAUUUGCCCGAACAUGCCACUUGGACACUGAUGGCCAAGUAACGUGUGAUUGUCCUCAAGGAUACGAGGGCCGGCGUUGUGAAAAGUGCGCAAGAGGGUACCAAGGAAAUCCAUUCAUUCCUGGUGAUAUCUGUCGUCCAGGUUACUGUAAUGCUGCAGGAUCUCUUAGCACAUCACUUGAAUCCAGUUCCGGUAGCUGCGUAUGCAAGGCAAAUGUAAUUGGUCCCUAUUGUGACCAAUGUAAGCCAAGCACAUUCCAUUUGGACACAAACAACCAGUUUGGUUGUGUGGACUGCUUCUGCAUGGGUGUAACUCGUCAAUGCAGUAGUUCCAACUGGUAUCGGCAACAGAUUUAUGCUCAGUUUACAAGGGACACUCAGGAUUUCAAGAUUGUGGAAGCCUCGAGAAGAGAUGAACCAAUAACAACUGGCAUUCGUCUAAACCCUGGUUCUCGAGAGUUGGUGUAUCAAGAUUUCUCAAGACGCAGCUCUGAUGUACAUUAUUGGAAACUACCUGAUCGUUUCCUUGGCAACAAAGUAACUUCAUACGGUGGUGACCUCAAAUACAUUAUUCGAUAUGUACCAACACCAGGAGGGCAGAGUUCUCGUAACAGUGCUCCAGAUGUAGAGCUUGUUAGUUCCAAUGCCGCCAUCAGACUUCUGUACUUUGGUCAUGACCAGCUGGAAGCAAAUCGUCCUCAGAACAUUUCUGUUCCUCUACUUGAGCAACAUUGGCAAAGACAAGAUGGCCAGAAAGUAGACCGAGCUCACAUGCUGAUGGCCCUAUCCAGUUUAGAGGAAAUCCUCAUUAAGGCAACAUACACAACCAGUACAUUAGAAGCUGCACUGCUGUCUGUGUCUCUGGAUAUUGCUGAGGAACGUAACACCGGCCAAGAAAGGGCUCUUGCUGUUGAGCAGUGUGUUUGCCCCCUAGGACAUCAAGGAUUGUCCUGUGAGGAGUGCAGCACCGGAUACACUCGCUCUGAAAGCAGUCCUGGACUCUACUUGGGUAGGUGUGUCCCAUGCUCUUGCAAUGGACACUCUUCAGAAUGUGACCCAGAGACUGGUGUUUGCCGGGAGUGUCGAGGUUAUACCACUGGAGAUCAAUGUGAGCAGUGCCUCCCUGGGUUUGAAGGGGAUGCUUCUCAAGGUGAUUGCCGACCACGUGGUGGUGGGUCUGAAUGCAAUUGUGACCCCAAAGGUAGCGCUAGCUUUGAGUGUAAUCCAGAUGGCAGCUGUAUUUGCAAGACCAACGUUGAAGGCCUCCAUUGUGACUACUGCCGCCCUGGAACUUUUGAUCUGUCAGUGAAAAAUAGUGAAGGUUGCCUAAGCUGCUUCUGCAUGGGAGUGACAGACCAGUGUCAGUCGUCAUCUUAUCACAGAACACAAAUCCCAAUGCAGAUCCUUGAUGCCAACCACGGUUUUAGGCUUACUGACAACAACCGAUCACCUGUAGUUGACUCUGACUUCAAGGUGGACUGGGCAAGAAAUGAAAUUGGCUAUGAAUUCAUUUCACCACCCACUCAAACAUAUUUCUGGUCCCUCCCAUCGUCUUUCACAGGGAACAAGAUUACUUCCUAUGGUGGAAACUUAACUUUUACUCAAAAAUAUUUAGCGAGAUAUGGAGCGCAACACACUCAUGACCAAGAUGUUGUUCUCUUCGGAAAUGGUAUCUCCAUUUAUUGGUCCAAUCUGGGUAGGACUGAGCCUAACGUCACUCAGGUGGUUUCAAUUCCUCUUCAAGAAUCAGCGGGCUGGAGAAGGCUCGACAUAAGUGGUCCUCGAACUGCAUCAAGACGUGACCUUCUCACAGUGCUAGCGUCAUUGGAAUCUAUUCUCAUCCGAUCAUCCCACUCUGACCAUAGUUAUGCAACUUACCUAAGUGAUGUUGCAAUGGAUACUGCUGUCUCCAUGCAGACUGGAGAAGGCUUAGCAAGCCAAGUAGAGUCAUGCCGCUGUCCUCAAGGCUACUCAGGCCUAUCCUGCGAGUCUUGUUCAACUGGUUUUUACCGCAAUACCAGUGAAGUGUCAGCCAGUGUAUUGGGCUCCUGUCUUCCGUGCCCUUGCAACGGGAAUGAGGAAAGUUGCUCUGUUUCCUCUGACUUACGUGUCACCUGUUACUGCAAACCUGGGUUUAGUGGACGCUACUGCGAUAAUGUUGGACAAGAUCCAGAUGGAGUCAGUGUUGAGCUCACCCCACUUACAGUUAGACAAAAAGUAGGAGAAACGGUCCGUUUCACCUGCACAUAUCAUGGUAGUGAACCUAUGGCUAUUGAUUUUGAAGAAAUAAGAAGACCCCAGCGAAUAGUGUUUUCUGAAAUAGCUUAUAGCUUUAUGGGUCCAGCUGAUCUUCAUCUGGAGCACAUAAACAAGCGAUACAGGAACAGAGAUGAGCAAAGCAUUGAUGUUGUCAUCACCCCAGAUUUGAUAGCAGUCAAAUGCCGUAUCCAAAAUGUGGCUGGAGUGGAGGUAGCAAUGGUCAUGUCACAAAUCACAAAAGUUUCAGAACCGUACAAUGUGGGCCCUCAACCUCAGCCAUCAAUCCAACCCCCUACAAUUUUGGUAGCCAUUGCUGAACCAACCAUUAAAAUAGUUGAAGUCGGCAGUUCAGUGCGGUUCACAUGCACAGCUAGACCUCUUUCAAACAAAGGUCCUGUCAGAAUCCACUGGUCCAAGGAAGGGGGAGUUCUCCCACGAGAACGAACCACUGAUGAUGGUGAUGGAGUGUUAGUUAUUAUCAGUGCUGUUGUUUCUGAUUCUGGUACAUAUAUUUGCACUGCUACUGAUGGAAGCUCAUACGUCACAGAGAGAGCUACCCUCACUGUUGGUGAUUUUCCUAAGGAUGUAAUUCAGAAGCAAGGUUCAUCACCUUCUCCUCCUGAAGUUCACAUUUCGCCACAAUAUCUAGACGUUCAAGAAGGAGAGCCUGUGGCAUUCAAUUGCCAUGCCACUGGAAAUCCUCUUCCUUCUCUUCAAUGGACCGGUGGUCCAAACAAUCCACAAGCUUCCUUCCGAGACGGAGUUUUCCGGAUACCAGCUGCUCAACGCUCUGAUGAAGCUGAAUACAACUGCACUGCUUCAAAUCCGCAUGGCACCAAUGUUGCAAGGACUAUUCUCUAUGUUCGUGAAGGCUCGUCCCGACCUCUUCCUAUCGACUCACAGUCAAGAUUAUCGAUAUCUCCGCCAGAUUUCAAUGGUAUUGAAGGAGAGAACGUCCGCCUGACAUGUGUUCCUGGUUACAAUGAAUAUUAUGUCAUUCAGUGGUCUAAAGUGGGUAGUCCUGACCUCCCAUCAACAGCUUCACAGCAAGAUGGAGUGUUGAACAUCUUCAAUGCUAAUCCUGUGGACUCUGGCAUUUACCUUUGUAGAGUGACCUCUCGAGCUACUGGAGUUGUAGAAGAUAUCCAAGCCAGAGUAUCUAUUUCAUCUAACAGAGGCCCUCCCACCGCUCGGAUUGAGCCUGAACGCCAGACGGUUUCUCAGGGUACCACAGCUGAGCUGCGGUGCUUGACAUCAGUUGAUUCAUCAUCAGUUCAAUGGAGUAAAGUUGGUGAAUCUGACAUGGGUAUCAAUGUUCAGGCUCUUGGAAAUGUCUUGAGGAUAAAUAAUGCCUUGGUGAGGAACCGUGGUGUUUAUGUGUGCUCUGUUGAAAAUGAAGGAGGAAGUUCACAAGCAUCUACUAUUCUUGAAGUCGAACCCCGUGAACCACCUGCCAUUGAAAUAUACCCAAACCAACACCAGACAGUUGUUGUGGGUGGAAGCGCUCUUCUGCAAUGCCGCGUCACCAGUGGUAUCCCCUCACCAGCCGUCAUGUGGCGCCGAUCGGAUGGUCGUCCUCUGUCUCCCAACAUUGAAGAGCUACCAAAUGGAGUGCUGAGAUUUAAUAGAGUAACAACUGCUGAUGCAGGAGUUUACACUUGUGAAGCUCAAAACAUUGUUGGAACUACCAAUGCCACAGCAUCUCUCGAAAUUGAUUCUAUUCCUACUAUAACUAUCACACCAUCUUCUCCUAUAACUGUGAAUGUUGGUCAACCAGUACGACUAGAAUGUAGAGCUCAUGGUGAACCACGGCCAACUGUGAUUUGGUCUCGCAACAGACCUGGUUAUGCUUACUAUGAACCUACAAAUUUGACUGCCGAAUCAUCUCAAAAUGCUGUUUAUGAGAUAACUCGAGCAACCAAAGCUGAUGAAGGUUCAUAUAGCUGCUCUGCUCGCAACAAGGCUGGAUUAACAGAAGAUCACGUACGGUUGAUUGUAGAAGAGAGUAAUGAUGUUCUUGAUCGCUAUCCUGAAAGAGGUGACAUAACUGGGGAGGAUCCGGGUAGCUAUGGUGAAGGAGCACCAUUUAUUGUCAACGUUGGAGGAACAGCUGAACUUCGUUGUGAUUUACGUAGUAACAGCAGCAACAUUUUCAUCAAGUGGAGGCGAUCGGGUGGAGAACUUCCUCAGGGGCACUCUGUGUUCCAGGGGUCAUUGCGCCUCACCAAUGUUCAGGAGGAGGAUGCUGGUCUCUACGUAUGUGAGGGUUACGAUAACAGUCAACUUCUUUUCCGGGCUCCUGCUAGAUUAGUAGUAAAUGGACCACCAAGGAUUCAGCUUCAUCCUCAACAUCAAGUUGUGCGCCCUGGUGAAAGUGCAAAGGUGCAUUGCCGUGUUCUUGGAUCUGAACCGCACAAUAUUAUGUGGACUGUCCCUGGGAAAGAAAAUUAUGGCAACACAGCUCUCCCUAGCAAUGCCAUUGAUCAGAAUGGAAUACUUGAGUUUACUCGUAUAGGACCUCAGGAUUCGGGGCAUUACUUAUGCCGUGCUAGAAAUGCUUAUGGAGAAGCCGAUGCUGUUGCUGAAGUUCUUGUACAAGAUCAACAACCUACGUCGCUUGUAAGAGCUGCAGAUCACGAUCAAAUUGUACGUGAAGGAGCCACUGCUCGCCUUGUCUGUGCAGCUGCUCCAGGGACUCAGAUCACAUGGACUCACGAGGGAAGAGCUCUGCCUGACAAUGCUGUGCAGCAGGAAGGUACUCUGACAAUCCAUCACGUGAGACCAUCUGAUGCUGGCCGUUAUGUGUGUCAAGCAAGCACUGAUGCAGAUGUGGGAUCUGAUUACAUCAAUUUGCGUGUUGAAGCACUGCAGGAGUAUUGCCCACCCCAAACGAUGCAGUGCUACAUAAGGGGAGUCCAGCAAUGUCUUCCUCAGGAACGCCUUUGUAACGGCGUCAGUGACUGUGACGACGGAAGUGAUGAACACGGUUGUCCAACAAACCGAUCGCCUCGUGGAAUAGGUAUGUUAUUGCAUGAAGCAGAAAAGGUUGAGCUCCAGAUCCAUGCAAGCAAAGACCUCAUUCGCAGUGGUGAUGAUAUUGAUGUACGUUGCGGAGUUGUUGGAGACUCGUCUGCCUCAGUAUCUUGGACCAAAGUUGGAAGCCAGCUUGCGAAUAACGUCCGAGUUGUUGGAGAUUCUUUAAGAAUUACUGAUGUACGACCUUCAAAUGGCGGUAUUUAUCGAUGCAAUGCGAAAACAUCUGCCGGGCAGCAGUCAGAAGACUACACACUCAGCAUUGAGGUGCCACCAGUCAAUUUGAUAGAGCCCCCUCCAGUUGAGACUCGCACAGCAGCGUACGGGAUGACGGUGCUAAUGGAUUGCAGGACAGAGUUGAAGCCUCCUGUGAAGUACCUUUGGUCUAAGCUAGGUGGAGAAUUGCCUCGGGAUGCCAGAGGUGUAAAAGAGGCGACCUUGAGCCUUGUUGAUGUAAGGGCACAAGAUGCUGGUUUCUACACUUGCACUGCACAAAAUGAUGAGAUGAAGAUGGACAUUCGAACUGUGCUGGUUGUCACUGGAGUUGUUCCUUACUUCCCUCAAGCACCCAAUUCCUUCAUGGCAUUACCAACCCUCCUUGAAGCUUAUCUUAAUUUCAAUAUAACCAUAUCGUUCAAGCCAGAAAGAUCCAAUGGUCUCAUACUGUACAAUGGUCAGCAGAGUGGUGGCUCAGGAGACUUUGUGUCUUUAGGCUUAAAUAAUGGAUUUGUCGAGUUCAGAUUUGAUGUUGGGUCGGGGCCUGCAGUUGUCAAGUCUGCAUUACCUGUUGCUCUUGGCCAAUGGCAUACAGUCAAACUUAUGCGAAGCCGUAGGGAUGGUGACAUGUAUGUAGAUGGAGCAGGUCCUUACAGGGGAACAGCUGCUGGACGUUUCCAAGGUCUUGACUUGGUGGAACCAUUGUACUUAGGUGGAGUUCCAGAUUUCAGAUCUAUCCAUAGACUUGCUGGUCAUUCUCAAGGAAUUAUUGGAUGCAUUAGUAGGCUUGUUGUUGGCGGAGUAGAACAUGAACUUGUACGCGAUGCAACAGCCACAGAAGGUGUUACAACGUGCGAGACGUGUGCUGGAAGCACAUGCAAACACAAUGGUGUCUGCCAAGAAGCAGCUACUCCAACUGGUCACACCUGUCUUUGCCCUGCUGGGUUCAGUGGGGAUGACUGCAGUAAGACUGGUCAAUCAUGCUACCCAGGUGCCUGUGGAGCUGGACGGUGCGUUAAUUUGCCGUUUGGUGGCAUGGAGUGCCUUUGCCCUAUGGGUAAGAUAGGCAGCCACUGUGAAUAUGAUGUGACCAUUCAAGAUCCUGCAUUCUCAAAUGGUGCUUAUUUAGCAUACACCACUCCAAAAACUCCUCGAAAACUGAAGAUGACUUUACGUCUUAAUCCUGCUGAGUUGUCAGAUUCACUUGUGAUGUACACUGCCCAAAAUGAUGAUGGCACUGGAGAUUUUGCUGCUCUCUCUAUUAAAGACAGGCAUCUAGAAUUCCGUUUUGAUGCUGGGACAGGAACUUCUGUUUUGAGAUCAAAGAGAGAGCUGCUGCAAGGUGAAUGGUUCACAAUUACUUUAUCUCGGGACCCACGAGAAGCUCGCCUGUCAGUUAAUGGUGAGCCUGUGACUCAGCGGAUUCAUGGAUCCUCUAAACCACUCAUCUUACAAACACCACUGUACAUUGGUGGCUAUGAUAGGCAGAAGAUCCGCCUAGCUCCUGGUAUGAAUGUUGAUCAGGGCUUCUCUGGCUGCAUUUCAGAGGUUGACGUUGCUAGUCUUUCUCUUGACUUGAUUAGCUCUGUGGUGGACUCUGCAAAUGUAGAGGACUGCAGCACAAGACAUGGCCAAAGGGGUGGUCGUGGAGGCCUGACCAAUCCUUGUCAUUUUACUCCUUGCCAGAAUGGAGGAACUUGCAAUUCAGCCGGUGGCCACCAUUACACCUGCAGCUGUCCUGAGGGAUUCAGUGGCAAAGACUGUGAAAUUGAAUUAGAUAUGUGCCUUGUCCUUCAUCCGUGUCUCAAUGGUGGUACAUGCACUGGUUCUCAGAAUUCAUUCAAAUGUCAUUGCCCACUUGGCUUUGGUGGUGCAACAUGUAGCGAAAGUGUACAAUUCAGCUCACAAGUUAGUUUCAGUGGAGAUGGGUGGCUUGAGUUAAACCGUGCUCUUUUGCACCAUAAAUCAACAUCAGAAGAUGAAGUGAUAAGUAUUCGCUUCACAACCAAUGACACCAAUUCUCUGGUUCUGUGGCAUGGACAAACCCCUGAUGUUGAUGGCACGAGUCAGGACUACUUAUCCCUGUCAAUCAUUAAUGGAAAAUUAGAAUGGAGCUAUGAACUGGGCUCUGGACCAGCUCAUAUUCAACUUGGUGGAGUGAGUGUAAAUGAUGGGUUGCCACACACUGUCGUUCUGCGGCGACGUGCUGAAGAGGGCAGUAUAGAACUUGAUGGGCAGUCCUCUGCCCAAGGACAUAGUAAUGGCACCCUCAUACAACUCAAUGCAAAUGGAAACAUUUACAUAGGUGGUGUGCCCAACCCAGGCCUUAUGACUGGCAACAAACAUACUCAUGGAUUCUCUGGAUGCAUACAUGCUGUACAAAUACAACACUCAAGUGUGUUGAACCUUUAUCAAGAAGCUGUGUCUGGUAGCAAUGUUCUAAAUUGUCCAAAGAGUGAUGUUCCUCCCCACAAUAGGUUUAAGUGGACACCAUCCUCUUUAGUUUACACAGAUGCUGCAGAAAUCCUUGAAAUAGAACAGGACUUUGUGACAACAUCUCAGCCUUUACCUGUCAUGACUGAUAGCUUUUUAGAAUCUGGGGAAAUAAGUCCUCAUAUAUAUGAAAAACCUUUUGACAGUAGAAACAGAAAUCCUGUUGACGAAACACAAAUAUUAACUACUGAAAACUCGUAUCCCGUAACCAUAAAUAUUAACUCAAUUAAUCAGGACAAUAAUAUUUUGAAAAGUAAUGAUCCCUUUUUAAGAUCUAGUGAUAAUUCACACCCUAUUUUUGAUCCACCUUUUAAUGAUCUAGAUACAGCUAGGCGAAAAAAGACCACCUCAAAGCCUCCUAAUCCAAAGUCUUCAUGUCAUUCAUGUAACUCUUCAUUAAGUUUAGUUUUGUUGAUGGUAAUAUUUAGUAUAAGGACAAGCUCACCAUUUUGGAGAUAGAAAUUGUAGGUCUGAUGAUGACAUUGAUGAAGAAGACUAUGCUGAUGACCCAGCACAUUAAAUGUUCAAAUAAUGUUGCUGACAAAAGGAAACUAUUCCAGUUUAUGCUUUUACUUUGUCAUUAGCUCAUUGUUAAAUUCAAAAUAAUUGUUGCAUGUAUUGAGUCCAAGAUAUUGAGAUUCUGUACUUUGCUUGAUCAUAAAACACUUCUUCUUCUUCUUCACAAAAAAUAUCUCUAAUUUACAGUCAAUGAUUUCACAUGUGACCUGCUUUAUUUUGGGCUGUAAUUCUGUGUAUCAGUAACGAAGAUUUCAUUCAGGCGUCAUUUGAGCUAAUGGUAAAUUUAAUGCUCCCUUUAACUAUAUGGAAAGCAGCAUGUCCUCCAUACCUUCCUUUGCAACAUUUCUCAGUGAUAUUGUAUAGCGCUUACCCAUAGUUAAUUUAAGUCAUAGUCUGUACCGAUGACAACCAGUCCUAGUUAUGUUUCCUCAUGUGUGUUAUUUAAUUUAACGUUUCAUAUAGUCAUUUUCUCUCAUUUUUUUAUGUUUGUUUUUUUUUCCUUUUUUUUUUGCUUUAGCUUUGUUAAGAGCUAAAAUGAGAGCUUGCAGUCAGAAGUAAUGCUUGCUCUCAUGCAUGUGCCAUAGCUCAAUUAUGAAAAUAACACUAAUUUGUACAUUUUUACGCACAAUGAUUUUAGUUCUGCUUGUGAACGAUAGCACUGCCAUAAUUUAUUUUUAUUGGUUUCAGUACUUUGGUUUGCAAUGUUGUAAUUGUGAAAGUGAUGUGAUUUUGUAUCAUAAUUUCUCUUAAUGUAACUCCAUUUCAAAAUUUUAACUAUUUAAGGUAUAGCAAAUGAUUUAGAGAUAAAGUAAGCUGUUGAAUCAUGUAAUGCCAAAUUGUGUAAUUAUAUUUAUGUAUUCCUUUUUACGUUUCUUUUUUUUUUUGUUGUUAAGCUGUGAAUGUUGGGUGGAGCCUGAUAACCUUAACUGUUACUGAAUGAAGCACAAUAAAUUUGUUGAUCUGUCAUCAGUCAUAAGAAUAUUUUAUUUGUAUGUUGAUGGAUACCCUGUUUUCUAUCUUUUUGUAUUAGUUGUAAGUGAGGAAAUGUACAUAUUAGGAUAACUACUUUCAUUCACCAAAUUUUGUUAACAUCAGUCUAAUCUUCCAUAUGUGUAUGAAUGUUAAGAAUGAAAGUUUGACAUUAAUUUAUUUGUACAGAUAUAUGCUUUGAAAAAUUCCUGUGUCAGGCCUCACUCAACGGCCAUUAGUUUAGCAAAGGUGUCUUUCUCGCAAAUGCAGAAUGGAAUGAUUUUUUUUUUUAAAUUACGGUAAUUGUUUUUGUAAAUUAAAUGAUCGAGUCCCAUGAAUCUUAUAUCUUAUCUUCAGAUACUUGGUACUCGACUCAUGUCAUGCUGGUGGUCUUGCAUGUACAAUACUGAUACAAGAGGCAACUACUAUCUUGAAUGUAGAUGACUUUACAUAUCAAUAAAGAGGAAUAUUACAUGGUGCUCAUGAGUUCAGGAGACUUGCAAGUACUCGUGGACUUAGCACUAAAACUGGUGGAUAAAUGAACUUACGACUCAAGGGGAGUUAUGAAUAAAAUUCAUUCAGGCAUGUUAAAAAAUAUUUUUGAAAUGCUUUUUCUUUUAAUUUCCUUGCUACUUCGAAGACAGAUAUACUUUGUCUAAUAAUUGUGAUUGUUAAUCCUCAACAUCUACCAUCCCACUUAGCCAGAACAGUAUUCUAUACCUAUCUUAUUAUUUUUUAAAAAUGUCAGAAGUUAUAGUAAUUGUUCCAUAAUAUAUAUGUAAGUUGUUUGUCCAUCUGCUUUCCCUCAUGUUUUCAUCGGUUGCUUGCUGUAUCUGUUUAGAAAAUAUAUGGACGUUAGCUGUGAUGGCUUGAACAGGGGAGAGCUUUAGCUAUAACAAUACUACAUUUGUGUGUAGUAACGUGUUGCCUGGCAAUGUGCCAAAUUUGUUGUUGAAAACUGAUCAGGUAGGAUUUAUAUCUGCAAUAGAAACGACAGCUACAUUAAGCGUGUCUUCAGUUAAUGUCUUUGAGCAGCAUAGCAUAAUAAAAUUUUUAAUAUAUUGACGGUAUUUGAUAAUUAAUCCUUGCAGCAAAAUAUUACAAUAAAAGGAGACCUCCAUCCUUAUGAAAACAAGUUGCAUUCCCCUUGGCUUGGAAUGACAAUUUUUGUUAUGUAUGUAUGCUGUGUUGCUCUGCACAAGUUUUUAAUUUUUUUCUAAUAGCACUAUAAUAAUGUUGACUGUUAGGAAGAGUAUUUUCCUUAUUGAGAUUGAUCACAAUCACAAAAAUGACAAUAAAGACUUAUGAAAACAA
Messenger RNA from Thrips palmi, 15510 nucleotides. RefSeq names its product basement membrane-specific heparan sulfate proteoglycan core protein-like. The record is from RefSeq and is a predicted model, not a curated record. NCBI's taxonomy places the organism in Eukaryota, Metazoa, Arthropoda, Insecta, Thysanoptera, Thripidae. The transcript has 83 exons. Gene Ontology annotation, cellular component: plasma membrane. Gene Ontology annotation, molecular function: calcium ion binding; protein binding. Bases 1009 to 13167 code for a protein of 4052 amino acids.